Alternaria alternata is the source of this 837-nucleotide messenger RNA. RefSeq names its product HET-domain-containing protein. Lineage: Eukaryota; Fungi; Ascomycota; Dothideomycetes; Pleosporales; Pleosporaceae. The transcript has a single exon. The coding region runs from base 1 to 837 and encodes 278 amino acids. The record is from RefSeq and is a predicted model, not a curated record.
AUGGAUAUCACAAAGCCGGUACCGUAUGCUGUUUUAAGCUACUGUUGGGGAGGCGAUCAGCUCUCCAAGACAGUAAAGAGUAACGUCGGAAUAGUCCCACGAGCGAUAAAAGACCUACCGCAGACGAUCCAUGAUGCCAUUCUUGUGACUCGACAACUCAAGCUCGAAUAUCUCUGGGUUGAUAGUAUGUGUAUCAUACAAGACAGUGCAGAGGACAAAGAUGCGCUCAUCGGCCAGAUGCACAGGAUAUUUGCGUGUGCAGAAGUCACUAUCGCCGCCAGCAAAGCCUCGAGAUGCACUGAAGGAUUCCUCGCUCCUAGAACCAACGGACCACAAUUUUACGUCGCCAUUCAGGAUCCCACAGAGACAAAUAAUGCCAGAUCAGGCAGGGUUAUACUUAUACCCCCUUCAAAGCGACAUGUUGAGCCACUCGUCACACGUGCAUGGACACUUCAGGAGAUCCUCCUUUCAAGACGCAUCCUCUCCUACGGAAGCCGGCAAUUGCGCUGGUACUGCGGCGGACAUGAGCACCAUGAUGGCGGCCUUAUGGAUCGCGAUUCCUCCAGUUGGGCAUCCCUCCAAACCCGACGCUUUGAGACAACGAGUCUCCAAUGGAUAAAUAUCGUAAAGCAAUACACAUUGCGUGAACUGUCAGAGCCUUCGGACAAAUUGAUCGCCAUUUCUGCUGUAGCUCAACGCCUCGCUAGUCUGACUGAGGGGAGAUGGGGUCGAUACUAUGCCGGUGUUUGGACAGAGUGGUUCUUUCAACAAUUGCUGUGGGCUAUAUCCGAAGGCGAGAUUGCGAAACGACCAGUUCGGUACCGCGCACCUAGCUAG